Molecule: messenger RNA, 1921 nt
Organism: Betta splendens (Siamese fighting fish)
Lineage: Eukaryota; Metazoa; Chordata; Actinopteri; Anabantiformes; Osphronemidae
Gene: dync2i2
Product: dynein 2 intermediate chain 2
Exons: 9
Coding region: 297-1817 (506 amino acids)
Biological process (GO): intraciliary transport
Cellular component (GO): cytoplasmic dynein complex; ciliary plasm
Molecular function (GO): dynein heavy chain binding; dynein light chain binding
Source: RefSeq, a predicted model, not a curated record
GUUGGUGUUUGGAGUAUUUCACUAAUAUUGGUUAAUCAGCUCAGCAUUACUUCUCCGUCUGCUAAACCUCGGCAUCUAAUGGAUGUUCUGUCCGUCAGGAGGGCAAUCGGUCGUCGUGUGGUGGAUGUGUCGUAUUAACCCGGACAUCUUUAGCCCCGCGUCUUACUAAACGUCAUUCGGAAACGCUUGAGUGAAGCGACUUCCGGUCGGUAACCUAGCAACGCAGAAAAUGGCUGUAGCGUCCAUCUAACUAGGACUACAGACACUACACAGAGUUCGUCUGAUACAAAUCGUUAAUGAGUACGUUUACAGACGAGGUUCUGGACCCAGUGAGCAUCCAGUCACUGUGGAGGAGAAGCCAGCAGUCGGAGCAGGCGUCGAAAGGCUGUCAGACCAGGGACGUGCGCCGGGCGGAGGCCGAGGUCCAGACCACGUCCAGGACCGUCGGCUCGACCCAGACUGAGCCCGCAGACCAGGCAGCGCAGCCGCUCUUCCAAGCGGCCAGCGACGAGGCGGCGCCCGGCCUCAGGGAGUUCCUGCGGAGGGUGGAGGACACGGUGAUCAGAGAGCUGGCCACGAAUGCGAAGAGCCACGCUUUCAGUGGCUUCCAGGUGAACUGGGCUGAUCCCAGUCAGCGGGUUUUAUGUCAAUGUAGUCUGCAGCAUCCUGACGUUCAGAAGCAGGGGCUCCACGUGACCAGUGUUUCUUGGAGUUGUACCGGCUCGGUUAUUACCUGCGCAUACGGCCGGAUUGACAAUGGAUCCUGGAGCACAGAGAGAUCGUGCAUUUGCCUGUGGAACGUGGACAGUCGAUGCCUGAACCCCGAACAAGCUGAUCUGGUCAUAGAUGUUCACACGGCAGUCACGGCUCUAUGCUGUCACCCGAGCCAGCCGGCCCUCAUCGCAGGGGGCCUCUACAGUGGAGAGGUGGUGGUCUGGGACACCAGUCAGACUCCGGACCCUGUUCUGGCUGUAGCCGGUAUGUCGAUGGACAGUCACAGGGAGCCUGUGUAUGAGGUUGCCUGGGUACCCCUGCAGAAGAAAGGGGAGUUUGGGGUGCUGAGUGCCAGCUCCGGAGGACAGGUGUUGCUGUGGAUGCUGGACUCUGAUCAGGGCAGGCUGGUCCUGAAUGCUGCUUAUGCUUUAGUACAUCAGCAGGUUCCACACAGCAGCAGCAGCAGCUUCAAGGCCCGAGGCAGCGGAGUUGUUGGUGUGACCUCUCUGGCGUUGUCUCCCUGGGACAAUGACACCUUCCUGGUUGGCUCUGAGGGCGGACUGCUGCUGCGGUGCUCCUUCUCCUCCAGAACUCUCGCUGCCGCCUCCUUCGAGGGCCUGAGUGUUCCUCUGAGAGCCCCAGCAGUGUUUUCAUUCAGAGCUGCCGGUGGCCCUGUCCAUUCAGUAGACUGCUCCCCUUUCCAUAGGAACCUCUUUGUCUGUGCAGGGACAGAUGGUCUGGUCCACCUGCACUCGCUCCUGCAGCCCAGCCCUCUGGUGUCACUCAGGGUUUCAGACUCCUACGUGUUCCAGGUGCAGUGGUCUCCCACGAGGCCCCUAGUGUUUGCCGCCGCCACAGGAGAAGGUGAGGUGCAGAUAUUCGACCUGGGCCGCAGGUCCCUGAGGCCGGUGGCCACUAUCAGUCAGGAAGGCGUGGGCCAAGCUGCGACAUGUCUGGCCUUCAAUCGUCACAAUCCCAACCUCUUGGCAGUGGGGAGGAUGAAUGGAACGGUCACGGUUUGGCGUCUGAGCACAGACUUAACAGAGCAGAGCCCCAGAGAGAGCAGCCAGCUGGAGCAGAUAGCGAAUCAGGUGGCAGAAUGAUACAGAGCAGCUCUACAGCGAUGAACACUGAGGUGUAAAUAAAGAGUGAGGAGGCUUCCAGUUCCAACCAGUAGCGUUUAUUAAAGCACAGCAAUUUGUAAGAA